AUGGACGACCAACUCCUCGAAGAUAUGCCCUCUCCUUACACGGGCGCGGAUGUCGAAACUAGUCAAGAAUCCAUCCCUGACACAUUCCAUGGAACGGAAGUCAUUGUCCAAGCAUCCGGGACGGUCAAGCUUGUUGGCCGCUAUGGAGACGUUCUGUUCUUCCGCAUGUCCACGAAACAAGGCAAGAUCCUCAGCAAAAUGAGGAAGCCAACCAUCUCGUUCUGGCCAACAGAGAUUGAACUCCAGAUUGACGACCAAUGCAUAUAUGAAAAGUCAAUUGAGCGACUUAUUUGCACAAAACAAGGACCUCAACGGCUUGCCCAGUAUUAUCAUGAAAUGGAAGCCAUCCGGGCGCAGACCAUGAUCGACCAAGGAUGCGGCUCAUCACCUGGCCUCCAACUCACAUUGCUGAGCAAGUCAGCCAAUACUGCAGGUGGAACACUGUGGGAAAACGGUGAGCUUCAGAGAAAGCUGAGGCAAGGCUCAAUCUUCAAAUGCACACCGAUGCAGAAGUAUGGAAGGGUGUGUGUUCGCGGUGUGCAGUUCCUGGUGCCACCGGAGGCCGAUUUCAACACAGUAGCGAUCCAAUUCGAGGUCACUCCCGAGGGUACUCAACACGCGAACCAGUGUGGUACAAGCCUCGAGGACGGAGACCCGGCUCGACGCCUCGGGGUCAGGCUGAAAUAUACCUGUCGAGGGAAUAACAAGGCAGAAGAGUGUUGGUCGAAGCUGGGUGGCACGUACAACGACAAGAAACUCAACUCCUUGUUAGAUUUUUUGGACGGCGAAGCAACCACGGCGGUUUCUGGAUCGCUAUCCGAGUAA
Molecule: messenger RNA, 825 nt
Organism: Diaporthe citri
Lineage: Eukaryota; Fungi; Ascomycota; Sordariomycetes; Diaporthales; Diaporthaceae
Exons: 1
Coding region: 1-825 (274 amino acids)
Source: RefSeq, a predicted model, not a curated record